Molecule: messenger RNA, 5130 nt
Organism: Phycodurus eques (leafy seadragon)
Lineage: Eukaryota; Metazoa; Chordata; Actinopteri; Syngnathiformes; Syngnathidae
Gene: laynb
Product: layilin b
Exons: 7
Coding region: 127-1230 (367 amino acids)
Molecular function (GO): hyaluronic acid binding
Source: RefSeq, a predicted model, not a curated record
CACAUCACACAUCUCAGUACGAGUCUCGGUUCGCCUCAGUGCGUGUUUGUCACGGGUUCGCUCCGGAAACGUUUUCGGUUGCUUACGCACUGCGGCGCAGCAGCACACCGACGUGAACAUGUCGAGAUGGAUUUUAUGAGGCUGUUCGGCACCCUGAUCGCCUUCCUCUUCCACAAUGGGUGCGCUUCUAAAAUCAAUGGCCAAAGGAUUUGCCGGCGAGGAACGGAGCGCCCGUGCUACAAGGUGUCCUACAUUCAGGACAGCAGGCGGAGGCUGACUUUUCAAGAUGCCAGGCACGCCUGCAGGGUGGAUGGAGGAGACCUGCUCAGCAUCGAAACGGAGAGUGAGCAGCGGCUGAUCGAAAGGUUCAUACAGCAGCUCCACGCAGCUGAUGGAGAUUUCUGGAUCGGACUUCGCCGGAGCCCUCAGCGCUUUAGGACUGGGAGUGCCAACCCGGGAUGCCCCUCCCAGUACUUCUGGCUGGACGGGAGCAAAGCCAAGUUCAGGAACUGGCACUGGGAUGAGCCUUCCUGCGGCGGUGAAAUGUGUGUAGUUCUUUACUACCAGCCCUCUGCACCACCUGAUGAAGAAGGACAUUUCCUGUUCCAGUGGAAUGACGACAACUGCAACACCAAGAACAACUAUGUCUGCAAAUAUCCUAAAGAAAAAACACCAGUAUUUACAGAAGCAGGGAACGCCGCACAUGCAGUUCCAACUGUGGUGCCAAACAUAUUCUUUACAACAUCAAGCGGCGAGACGAUUAAAGUGGGAAUGCCUGAGUCAUCAGUGUCUUUCUCUGACAACACCCUGUAUGUUCCCUACAUCCUGUAUGGAACCAUUCCUGCUCUACUGCUGCUGUUGCUUGCAGUUUCUGGCUUCUUUUGCUACAAACAAGCAAAGCGGAGGAAAUCAGAGACCAAAAGCUCCACCGGCCAACCAAAGCCCUGGAUGCCCACAGAAGCGUCAUCUUGCCCCAUUCAAGGACCAUACGCCUUUAGUGACAUCACCAAACUUUCUCACCUUGCUCCAGACAGCACCCUGCCAGCAGACAUCAAAACAAAGCACCCCUAUGCUUCUACCAAGGACCCCCAGUGGAAUGAUUAUGAGAAUGUAUUAUUGGCGGACAGGGAGAGUGGCUUUGUGACUAAUGACAUCUACGAGACCAGCGUAGCUCAGAGUCGACACUGUCGCCCUCAGCCAGGUUGGGUUGAAAAUGAGAUAUAUGGAUAGCAUAGUUCAAUACUAUGUGACCUACCUGGUGCCAACUAAGGAAUAUUACCCGGCCGAACUGAGGGAUGCAGUGUUCUUUAUCCUGAUUACGUCUUAUGUACCACAUGCCUGGUGCAGGAUACCUGAACAUGUGGCUGUGACUGGAAAGUAUACCCACUUUGUGCAUCUACAUCCAGGUCCUACAGUGGAACUAAUAGGACUUUGGACUCACUUUAAUGUCGUACUUAAGAUACAUUAUAUGGGCAUAAGUAUUGGAAUACUCCAAUGGAUCAAAUAAUUAAUCAAUCAGGGAAGGUGCGAGUUCCUUUAGUUCAUCUGGCACUUUUCCGACUUUAGAGGUUGGAUAGAGACAGGACGUCGUCACUCAUUUAAUUACACUAUAUUCCCAAAAGUGUUCGUUCACCUCCCUUGACUCACAUUUGAUCUGAAGUGACAUCCCCUUCAUAAUCAAUCAGAAUCAGAAUAAUAAUCUGGGAGAAUGUUGGUUGUGCAAAUGUUACAGAUACUCCUCAAUCAGUGUGCAAAUGGAGCAGAUGCUACUCUGGCAUGAGUGGCCAGUAUAUGCAAAUAGUGCAGCAUGGCGAGACGACUACAGUGAGUGCACGAGUAAUACAUAAUUGGCCCCACAGAAAUGUGACAACGAACUCAAGUCAAAAAAUUGCCAGCAUGUUGUAAUGGAAUUGUAGGUCAGGUGUUUAAGAAGUUGAUCGCAAGAGGGAAGAAGCUGUUGGAAUGUCUACUAGUUCUAGUUUGCAUUGAUCGGUAGCACCUACCUGAGGGAAGGAGCUGGAAAAGCUGGUGACCGGGGUGCGGAGGGUCCGAGAGGAUUUUGCACGCCCUUGUCUUAGUUCUGGCAGCGUGCAAGUCCUCAAUUGUGGUUUGGGGGGUACCGACAAUCCUUUCAGCAGUUUUGAUUGUCCGUUGCAGUCGGAGUUUGUCCUUUUUUGUAGCAGCACCAAACCAGACUGUGAUGGAAGAACACAGGACUGAUUCGAUGACCGCUGUGUAGAACUCUCUCAGCAGCUCCGGUCGCAGGUCGUGCUUUCUCAGAAGCCACAGGAGGUACAUCCUCUGCUGGGCCUUUUUGAGGACGGAGUUGAUGUUGGUCGGCCACUUCAGGUCCUGAGAGACUGUAAUUCCCAGGAACUUGUAGGUCUCGACGGUUGACACAAGGCAGCUGGACAACGUGAGGGGCAGCUAUGGCGAAGGAUGCCUCCUGAAGUCCACGAUCAUCUCUACAGUCUUGAGCGUGUUCAGCUCCAGGUUGUGUCGGCCGCACCACAGCUCCAGCCGCUCCGCUUCCUGUCGAUACGGAGACUCGUCACCGUCCUUGAUGAGGCCGAUGACAGGGGUGUCAUCUGCAAACUUCAGGAGUUUGACAGUCGGGUUCGCUGAGGUGCAGUCGUUCGUGUAGAGAGAGAAGAGCAGCGGAGAGAGGACACAACCUUGGGGUUUAAUAUGACAUUGGUACACCUUUGACAGCCGUAACAGCUUUAACUCUUCUGAAAAAGGCUUUCCCAAAGGUUCAGGAGUGUGUGUAGGGAAUCUUUGACCAUUCUUCCAGAAGCGCAUUUGUGAGGUCACAGGUCUGCACUCUAAUUCAUCCCAAAGUUGUUUUAUCAGGUCGAGGUCAGGACUUUGUGCAGGCCAGUCAAGUUUAUCCACACCACAAUCUCUUAUACAUGUCUUUAUGGACCUUGCUUUGUGCAUAGGUGCACAGUCAUGUUGGAACAGGAAGGGGCCUUCCCCCAACUGUUCCCAUAAAGUUGUGAGCAAUUAAUUGUCCAAAAGCUCUUGGUAUGCUGAAUCCUUCAGAGUUCCUAUCACUGGAACAAAGGAGCCGAUAUUUUAGACAAUUUCAUGCUCCUAACUUUGUGGGAACCGUUCUCUAAUAUGGCUGUGCACCAAUGCACAAAGCAAGGUCUGUAAAGACAUGGAUGAGCGAGUUUGGUGUGGAUGAACUAACUUUCCUUUCCAUCCAACAUCAAUGCGUGACCUCACAAAUGCGCUUCUGGAAGAAUGGUAACAAAUUCCCAUAAACACACUCCUAAACCUCGUGGACAGCCUUCCCAGAAGAGUUGAAGCUGUUAUAGCUGCAAAGGGUGGACUGACAUCAUAUUGAACCCUAUGGUUUAGGAAUGGGAUGUCACUUAAGUUCAUAUGUGAGUCAAGGCAGGUGAGCGAAUACUUUUGGCAACAUGUUUCUGAUACAGUCUAUUUCAAAUGUUCGAUUUGCUGGAUCUCUGUCUAAUCCAUUCAGGUAGAACCAUGUUGUUCACUUUCGCAAUUUCUGUUGGUGUAACAGCCAAUUCUUUUGUUCCUAUAAUGUUUUAAUUCCAAUUCAUUACAACUAAUGAGGACACACCUUGAAAAUGUAAUGUUUGUAUAAUUUUGUGCAUACCUUUUUGCUAAUAUGUUAACUAGUUCACACAGCUAAAGAUGACAAACGCACUGCUAAAGCUGACAAAAACAAGAUUAACUAUUAUUUUUCUUCUCCACCCCUUUAUUUUGCAAGUCUCUGGCAUUUUGUUGUUGUUGUUAUUGUGUAGGAACACUGAAAUACAAUUAGGUGAUAGCAUACGCUUCAGUCACCUGGGGCCCUCAGAAUUGUGGCCGCACGGACUGACUUAAAAUACAGUGGUGCCUUGACUUAUGAGUUUAAUUUGUUCCAUGACCACACUCAUAACUUAAUAAUUCUUAUCUCAAAUCAACUUUCCCCAUUGAAAUUAAUGGAAAUGUUAAUAAUUUGUUGCAGGUUUCUCCAAAAAUAAAGCAAAAUUGCAAUUUAUUUUAAAAUGUAAAUAUAAAGAUGAGAAUGCAAACAAAUAAAUUGGUUUUAUUUUUUUUAUUUUUGUUCGGUGGUGGUCGAAGGGGCUGUAGGUGUAGAAUGGCAGCCACGCUUCUGUCAGACUGCCCCAGGGAAGCUGUGGUUACACAAGUAGCUUACCACUGCCAGGGUGUGACUGAGGACUGAGUGAAUAAUGCAUGAAAUUGUAAAGCAUCUUUGAGUGGCUAGAAAAGCGCUACUUGACUGUAAUGCAUUGUUGUUAUUUUUAUUAAGUGUAAUGAAACUGAAAGUCACAUACAGUGCACACAAACUAGUACAAACGGGUGUUGUGCCCAGUGACAGCUCGUAUCUAAAAAAAAAAAAAAAAAAAAAAAACUGACAGAAAUCUUUAUCCAUAUAACUAUUUCUUUGUCUUUGGGCUCCCUGCCAGCCAGCCAGGUGCCCCCCAAAUUGUUUAGUUGUACACCCCCCCCCCCCCCCCCAAGUUUGACACCAAUGCGCUUGGAUGUCAGGAUGCAUAGUUUGUGAACCCAAGCAAAUAAGGAAUAUUUGUAAAAAAAAAAAAAAAAAAAACGUUUGUGAAGUGAGGUUCCACUUAAUUUGCAAUUUUUUUUUUCCAUGUCACUGGAUUUGUGGAGUGCUUGGAUCUCAAGUCAUUGCUCAAAAGUCAAGCCCAAAAAAAAUAAUAAUUCAGUUGAGCGAUGGCUCAUAUCUAAAAAAAAAAAAACUCAUGUCAGGGCACUCGUAAAUUAAGUUACCACUGUAUAAUUAAAAAAAUUAAAUAAAAUCCCUUCAAAACUGUCUGCAUGCAUCAACCCUGACCCAAGGAGCAAUAAUGUCUGGAAUGAGUGAGGCAGGUUAUGCAAUAACACAUGUUUUUACUUUAUUCAUUUUGCUUUGAGUGGUUUACAUUGUCCCCUUUUAUCCAUCAUUUCUGUCAAGUUAUGUAACUACAGUUUUGAUUUCAAACGAGGAGUAAUUAUGUUAAAUAUUAUAUAUUAUAUUAAAUAUUCCACCUUGUGAGCUUGCCUGCAAUUGCACUGCAUUAUAUUUGGUUUAGCAUGUUUUCAAGCAAGGUUGUAUUCAUCUAAUAAAACAAUUCUGCAUGACAA